Molecule: messenger RNA, 1167 nt
Organism: Aaosphaeria arxii CBS 175.79
Lineage: Eukaryota; Fungi; Ascomycota; Dothideomycetes; Pleosporales
Exons: 3
Coding region: 1-1167 (388 amino acids)
Biological process (GO): lipid metabolic process
Source: RefSeq, a predicted model, not a curated record
AUGCAUCCUCUGAUCCACCUCCUCAUAGAAAUUGCUACAACCUGCGGUGUAGUCGGCUUUACGGAACCGAAGUCUUUCGCGAGGAAAGCAGGUCUUGCAGUGGUAGUCUGGUGUGUUUGGCGAUGUAUUCCGCAGUGCAUGUCUGCAAUGGAUUUCGAACAAGCAGCACCCGUCGGAAUGUUCGCGAGGGCUCCCAGUGGGCAAACCCGUGCUAAAGAUGAUAAUGAAAACAAUUCGAUAUGGAAACGACUAUCGUUUGGGGUUAAAGUUACCAGCUCUUUUAGAUUCAUCGGCACGCCCUACCAAGUUAAGAAUGUUCCUCCAGCGAUCACAACGGAACGGCGACAUUUUCUCCUCCGGACAUCACUUGUUAUCAUAGCUUCUUACAUCAUUAUUGACGCCAUCAGCUCUAGCAACGACCCAGACAUCGCGUCCAAGUAUCUCAUGCCUGAAAACAUCAAGAUACUAGCUCGAUUGAACGAGGUCACCAUGGAGGAGUUGAUUAUACGCGCAUGCACUACCAUAGCGAGCUGCAUUGGUCUCAAUUGCGUACAAGGGGGAAUUUAUCAUUUAUUUGCGCUUGUAGCUGUUAGCUUGCGCAUUUCCCUUCCGGAAGAUUGGCCACCGUUCUAUGGAUCUAUAUCUCAAGCGUGGACGAUACGAAGGUUUUGGAACAAGUUCUGGCACCAGAUGAACGCUAGGAAGUAUGCCUCGCUAUCUCACUUCGUCGUCUACAAGGUGCUCAACCUACAACGCGGCAGCAAAUCUGCAAGAAUCCUACUCGUGCUCACUGCGUUCCUGACAUCGGGCUUCAUGCAUCUGCUAAUAGACAUCUCGGCGGGAAUCCCUGUUCAGAGAUCUGGAGCCAUCAAUUUCUUCAGCGCACAGGCGCUGGGCAUUCUGUUCGAGGAUGCGAUCAUAACAGUGUACGGCGCAUCGAGCAAGAGGAUUCCGCGGUUCUUGGAAUUGGCCAUCGGGCUUAUCUGGACGUUUGCGUUUCUCGUUUGGUCUACUCCGGCGUACGUGUAUCCAAUGUUCUGGCGCACCAAUCUGGGGCUUAACGACUCGACUAUUCCGCUCAGCAUUUUUGGAUCGAAGGACGAGCGCAUGGCGGCAUUGGGGUGUAUGAUGCUCAUCUGCUCGAUUGCUAUGGUAGGAAGUCUUUGA